UAAAAUCGCAAAACCUCUCACCCGGUUACUUGAAAAAGAUGCGGUUUUUAUAUUCUCUGAUGAAUGUCACCAUGCUUUCCAAGCACUUAAAACACAACUGAUCAAUGCACCUGUGCUUGUGGCCCCAGAUUGGAGCUUACCCUUUGAACUCAUGUGUGACGCUAGUGACUUAGUAGUGGGGGCCAUCCUUGGUCAAAGGAAGGACAAGAACUUCCACCCAAUCUACUACGCUAGCAAAACUCUGUCAGGGCCACAACUCAACUACACCACCACUGAAAAAGAAUUCCUUGCUAUUGUUUGUGCUUUAGAGAAGUUUAGGACUUACAUCAUUCUUUCGAAGGUUAUUAUCUAUACCGACCAUUCGGCCAUUAGAUAUCUCCUCCAAAAGCAUGAUGCUAAGCCUAGACUGUUACGCUGGGUUCUUUUGUUGCAGGAAUUUGAUAUUGAAAUCAGGGACCGAAAAGGGUCUGCUAAUCAGGCAGCUGAUCACCUCUCGAGGUUAGAUGCCGAGUUAGCAGAAACUUUCGGAAAAUGCGAAAUUGAGGAGCUUUUUCCUGCUGAGAGAUUGAUGGCGAUUUCCGCCAAGGAGCAAACACCGUGGUAUGCCGACAUUGCCAACUACCUUGUUGGUAAAGUCGAGCCUACCGAACUGACAAGGCACAUGAAAAGGCGGUUCCUAUCAGAAGCAAAGCACUAUUUUUGGGAUGAUCCAUAUCUAUUCCGAAUUUGUGCUGACCAGGUGGUGAGAAGAUGUGUUACUGAAGCUGAGGCAAAGGACAUUCUGGAGCAUUGUCACAGCGGUCCUACUGGGGGCCACUUCUCAGGGAAUAGAACCGCAAGGCGGGUUUUGGACUGUGGGUACUUCUGGCCCACGAUUUUUAAAGAUGCUAAUGUAUUUGUUUCUUCUUGUGAUAACUGUCAACGAAUCGGGAACAUUUCUGGGCGCAAUGAGAUGCCCCAACACUUUAUCUUACCUUGUGAGGUAUUUGAUGUUUGGGGCAUCGACUUUGUUGGACCUUUCCCAAGCUCAAGAGGAAACAAAUACAUUCUUGUGGCCAUUGAUUAUGUUUCUAAAUGGGUUGAAGCCCAGGCCUGUGUCACCAACGACUCUCGAGUAGUCGUGAAUUUUCUGAAAAAGCUCUUUACCAGAUUUGGUGUGCCUAGGGUUUUGAUCAGCGAUAGAGGGACUCAUUUCCACAAUGACCCAAUGGCUAGAAUUUUGGCCAAAUAUGGAGUCCAACAUCGAAGCGGAGUAGCGUACCACCCCCAGACUCAAGGACAAGUGGAGAACGCUAACAGGGAUUUGAAGUCCAUUCUGGAGAAAACUGUUGCCCAGACCAGGAAAGACUGGUCGACUAAACUUGACGACGCUCUUUGGGCAUUUCGGACUGCUUACAAAACCCCGAUCGGAACCACACCUUUUCGCCUUGUAUACGGGAAGUCUUGCCACUUACCCGUCGAACUCGAGCAUAAAGCACUUUGGGCGAUGAAAAAUGUCUGUUUUAAACUGGAUACUGCAGGGAAGGAACGAUUUUACCAGCUGAAUGAACUGGAAGAAUGGAGAGCGCAAGCUUUUCAUAAUUCCAAACUUUACAAGGAACGAGCCAAACUCUACCAUGAUCAACACAUCAAAGCUCGUGAUUUCAAUGCUGGAGAUAAAGUGCUGUUGUUCAACUCCCGGUUGAAGCUUUUUCCAGGAAAGCUUAAAUCAAGAUGGUCCGGACCAUUCAAGGUCAUAAAAGCUUACCCCUACGGAACUGUUGAGAUUGAAGAUGCUAAUGGGGCUCCCUUUAAAGUCAACGGCCACCAACUUAAACUUUACCAUGGCGGCCCGAUUGAAAAAAGCAAGGAGAUUCUCUAUCUCCAAAAAUUUUGAACCAAGGGAGGACAUUCGUCAAGCUAGUGACGUUAAAGAAGCGCUCAUUGGGAGGCAACCCAACCAAAAAAAAAAAAAAAAAAAAAAAAAAAAAAACUAACCCAAAAAUAUUUUACUUUGUUUAUUUCUUGCAGAUGUCUGGAGGAAGACGUGACGAUCCCAUUUUCGAGGAGCCACCACUAGGACGGGAAGACCCGCCACCUCAGCCUGAUAUCCCAUUUGCUACUAUUGCUGAUCGCAGACGCUUCCAGGCAUGGGGGCAAUACCGCACACUCCUUCCUCCCAUGAUCCUGGACCCGACGAUGCUAGAGGAAUGGGGGUACUGGGAUGACAUUGAUGCCCUGCUAGGAGACUCUUUAUGGCGGAGGAUUCUAUUCGUUCAGGAGAGGGCCAGCCUUCCAUUGACGAUGGAGUUUCUGUGCUCCGUUCAGUUCACUCAUUACGGACAGGCUGUGCAGGAGGGUGCUGUUAUUGGGUCAGAGUCUCGGAUGAGGUUUACUAUUCUAGGCAUGGAGCACUCCAUCACUGUGGCUGAGCUCGGAUGGAGGAUGGGGCUCUAUACCCCAGCAUACACACAGACUGAGGAGUUCCGUGCUCUUCCGACCCGCUUACCCGAGGCAUUUGACAUUGAUGAGUUCUGGCACAGACACUCCACAGACACCAGAUCAUUUCUCCGGAUGCACCCCCAUUCGAACAAAUGGAGGGAGACUCACUGGUACAUACUCUCGUUCGUACUUUCUUGUGGUUUUUUUGGACGACCUAACAACACAAACAGGUUGUCCAAAAAGGACAUACUAUUCUUUUGGAGUUUGAUUCACCGCAUCCCGGUGAAUAUGGCUGUCCUUAUGGCUCGUUUCUUCCGGAGCCAGGGGAAGACUGUGCGGCGCACUAUCCAGGCAGGGCCUUUCAUCACUACCCUCGUUAGAUCAUUCUACCCAGAUCUAGACAUUCCAGGGCUAUCACAUUUACAGGAGAGCAUCCGCGUUCUUCGAUCCUCAUCCUUUACCAACAUGAGGAUCAAGAAGAAGCGGAAUACUCAGGAGCUCCCAGGUAUUGAGCAGCCGACCCAGCAGAGUAGUUCUUCUCGACCCUCAGGACAUGAGGGAUCUAGCGAGCCCUUUUCAUACAUGCCUAGCGCCACAGAUUGGAGAGCGAUGAUGGAUGGGAUGAGGAGUCUACAGACCUCAGUCUCAGAGAUGCGGGUUGCACAGGACAGAGGGUUCCAGGAGAUGCGAGAUGCGCAUGAGACGGCCCUGGGAGAGUUCAGAGACUUUCGAUUAGCUCAGGAGAGAGCCACCCAGGAUAUGCAGGCGGAGCUAGAGACCCAGAGGCUAGAUAUUGAUGAGAUGAGAGAUUGGCUUAGGCCACACUAUGGCCCCCAGGAUGGCGCAGGCGAUGUUUAGAUUUGCUUCUUCCUUAACAUUUUUAUCAUGUUUGUUUGUUCUUCAGGUUGGACAUUGCGCUGCUCUUUUGACUUGAAUGCUCUUACAAACUGACUAUGGAUGAUGUAAGGAUUUUUAAAACCAUUUUUUCUCCUGUUUCAUUAUUCCUCUUCACAAAAUCUUUGCAAAACUCAAGUGUGAGGAAAGAACCAAAAAAAAAAAAAAAAAAAAAAAAAAAAAAAAAUAUAUUAUGUGCCUUUAUUUCCCAAUUUUGUGCCUCAAGAGAAGACCUCGAGGGCGAGGUCCAGCUCAAGUGUGAGGAGGUUGCGUUUUACACUCAAAAGUCAAAACCUUGUUUUAGAACAAUCUUUUUACUAUUUUUGAUAUGAAACAUUAAUUUCUCAAUUUGUUAUCAAUUCACAAAAUAGUUUAGAAAAUCACCCUUAUUAUAAGAAUUUACUAUUAUUAUUAUUUUUGAAAACUUAAAAUUGUUAUGGGUUUUUGGUUGCGAAUGUAAAGGUCUGAAUUUGUUUUAAUUGGACAUUCAUUUUAUUCAUUAAAAAAAUGUUACUAUUAAUAAACCUCUUCAAAACUCAUUGUUAUAGGACAAUUCCAUCUCCGAAAAGGGGCUCUGUUUCAUUCGCUAAUCACAGUCUGUGAGAAUGAAAUAUGCAUUUACCAUGGGAUAACACCGCCAACAAGAGUGAAAAAAAAAAAAAAAAAAAAAAAAAAGAAUGGUGAACAAGAUGAAUGUCCAAAUUAGAAUAAUGAAAAUCUUGGGAUAAGGAAUUGAUUGGUGGUUUAACAUAAUAAAUAGUUUUUCGUAAGUAAUACUAAUUUUAAACUCUUGUAUUUUGGGUGAUUUUUCUAAAAUGUUUAAAGAUUGAGAAUAAAAAGAAGAGGUUUUUGUUUCUACUUCUUUAAUAGCAAUUCGAUUGUGAUAUAGUCAGGUUUUCCCUUUUUGAGUGUGUUUCCAACUAAUUCGUCGCUUGAGGACAAGCAACGCUUAAGUGUGAGGAGAUUGAUAAGUCCAUUUUUGUACUUAUUUUUCUUAUCAAAUUUAAGCGAUUUUUGAUUGAAAAUAGAAAGAAAAGGCAUGUUUUAGAUAUUUUGGUUCAAAUUUUAUGAAAUCAGGUGAAAACCACAUUCAUCGUAUGUUUGUCGGAAUUUCGGGUCAAUUGAGCACAAAAUGAGCCAAUUCGAGCAACAAAUGAUAUCAUACCGAAAGAAGGAG
Messenger RNA from Cuscuta epithymum, 4492 nucleotides. NCBI's taxonomy places the organism in Eukaryota, Viridiplantae, Streptophyta, Magnoliopsida, Solanales, Convolvulaceae. The record is from the annotation of a GenBank genome assembly.